Cucurbita pepo subsp. pepo (vegetable marrow) is the source of this 1698-nucleotide messenger RNA. Its product is annotated as Cysteine/Histidine-rich C1 domain family protein. The record is from RefSeq and is a predicted model, not a curated record. Lineage: Eukaryota; Viridiplantae; Streptophyta; Magnoliopsida; Cucurbitales; Cucurbitaceae.
UUGAUACAACAAAUAUCAAUGAAUCAAAUGAAAUUGCAAACCAAGAGACAGAAUCAACUAACUUAUUGUAACGAAAGUAUUCGACCCAAAUCCAAAACGGUCGUUGUUUAACAUUAAGGUAUAAACUAUGGCUAAUCAAUACUCUCAAGGCUGCAAUGCUCAAUAUGUAUCAGAAAAGAAUAGAUACAUCAAAAUCUAUAAAUUUUAGUUGCAAAUAAUUAGUACAUAUUCCUUUGGUGGGUAUCACCUAAUAUGCUUUGUGGGUAUCAAUAAUGGUGCCUUCUUCACAUUUGGGAUUAGUUCCCCUCCAAUGCUUAUAAUUUACCACCACCUCAAAGCAUACAAUUCCCCACUUUUUGCUUCAUUUUCAAGCCAAACACAAUCCCAAUAACACUCUAAACCACUCUUUUUUAAGCCUAAAAGCCCAUCUUCUUAUCUUCUCUACCAUCCUCAGAGCUUGAAGGAAGAUCUAAAUUUUUUGGUCUGACAGAAAAAAAGCAUGUAAAGGAGUCAAAGAAAGUUACCUUGAAGCUUUUCAUUGAGUAUAUAUAUGAUCCUCGUUGCUCUACUUUAGCAGGAGCCAGAAUUGAAGAUGAAGUAUAAUGAGAUCUCUCACUUCAGCCACCCACAACACAAGCUCAAGUUUGAGUACUCGGAGUCUCCAUUCAAGUGUGAUGGCUGCAAGGAGGUUGGUAUAGGCUCUAGCUACAAAUGCACGGUCUGUGACUUCGACCUCCACGUGCAUUGUGCUAUCCCUUCCCCCUCUAUCUCGCACCCUUUCUACACCAGGUGCUCCUUCCAGUUCAUGUCUCACCCGCCCGGCAACAUUUCCCGAUACUGCAAUGCCUGUGAGAAGGAUGUCACUGGCUUCAUUUACCACUGCAAAACUUGUGGUUUUGAUCUUCACCCGUGCUGUGCCAAGCUCCCGAUGGCACUCAGUGACGGUGAAAUCAAGCUCUACCUUUACAAGAAAGUGAGUUCAUCGUGUCAUAGGUGCGGACGGAAGGGAAGAAGCUGGUGUUACAGAUCUUCUUGUAAGAAGUACAAUCUACAUGUAGCUUGUGUGAAAGAAAUGCUUGAGGAGAGCUGGCAUGAAUUGUACUUUGGACGUGGGAAAUCUACCAAAUUGCAGACAAGAAUUCCUAGUCUUAAGAAUACUCUUCAGACUCAUCAUAACAAGGGCAAGGGCAAGAUGAAGAGUUGUUGUGAGAUGGCUGGUAUGGCUGUCCAAACUGUUAUAUCCGCGGUGCUGGGAGAUCCAACAGCUCUGAUUGCAGGGGUCAUCGGGGCCCUAAUAUCGGCAGCAUGAUGAUCAGUGAUAUCAAGUCAGUUAGGAUAGUAUUAGGAUCAGGCUUGUUUAGUAUGGACUUGUUUGAAUGAUAUCAGACCAUCAUGAAUCUCAUGAUAUCAUUUAGGUGUAGCUAAAACUCCAAAAGCCUAACAUGUUAACUAUUUCUCAGGCCAAAAGAAAAAAAAUAGUAAUUUUUCUUUCAAGAACUGAAUUUCCAAUGAAUUCACAUAAUAUAAUCUAAAAAGGAAGUGUACCAAAAAAAGAAGAUGAAGAAGAGAGAGAAAAGAAAAGAAAAGAAACGCCACAAGCCUGCAGAUUCUCCAUCUUUAGUCCUGAACCUCUCAUCUUUAGGCUAAGAAUAAAUAAUAAUAUGGAAGAGGGGUUCAUCCAAUCUUCUAGUUCAACCU